Calidris pugnax (ruff) is the source of this 2192-nucleotide messenger RNA. Its product is annotated as elongation of very long chain fatty acids protein 4-like. The transcript is spliced from 9 exons. Gene Ontology annotation, cellular component: endoplasmic reticulum membrane. The record is from RefSeq and is a predicted model, not a curated record. Gene Ontology annotation, molecular function: fatty acid elongase activity. Lineage: Eukaryota; Metazoa; Chordata; Aves; Charadriiformes; Scolopacidae. Gene Ontology annotation, biological process: fatty acid elongation, saturated fatty acid; fatty acid elongation, monounsaturated fatty acid; sphingolipid biosynthetic process. The coding region runs from base 794 to 1591 and encodes 265 amino acids.
GAUGGGUGUUCUCACCGUUCUCCGCUCCCUCAUUUUGUGGUUGGGACUUAUUUUGAGCACACAAAAGGCUGGUUGGCAGCCCCUUGGGAUGGGCUGAAGGAGCGCUCCAAGCAGACUGUUUUCCAGGGUCUUGCCCAGGCACGAUUCCUCGUCUUUUACUCUUUGAAAAGCUGUCCCAGCAUGCCCUGAAGAAACCUGCAGAAGAAAUGCUGGCCUGGUUCCCCCUUGGCCAGGCUCCCGAGCGUGACACCAAAGGUCAGCAGUUCACUCCUGUGGAAUCCCAGCCCUCUUCCGCAUUCGUUUUCCUCCUCUUCCCAGUCCCCUAAUCUGAUAAUUCAUGUGGGGAAGAGGCGAGAGAGGGAAGGGGGAGGAGUAUGUGAUGUAACCUCCGCUCCAGCAAAGUUAGGAGACAACACCACGCUGCCUGCGGCUCGCCCGGGGCGGGGGGGGGGAGGUUUACGGUGGGUACCGCUGGGAGAUUCCCAAUUUGUGCUUAAGAGGCGUGAAGAUCCACCACGUCUCCGUGAGACCCAGCAGGAGAUGUUCUCCCCUGGCUCGGGGAGGAGAAAGCUAAGCACGGCGUCUGCUUAACGCCCGGCGCUCCUGCAGCUUCUUCUUUAGCCGCCUGCCACACGCAGCCCGGAGGGAGAAGAGCAGUGGCUGGAUGCUGAGGACACCCCUGGAGAAAGGGAAGUCAGAAGCCAGCUGGGGUGAACUUCCUAAUGCCAUUGGAAAGGUCUCCAUGCUAAAGGGAAAAAGGGAAGAGGAGGAGCAUCGUUUUAUAUAACUUGUGAUGGCUUCAACUUGGCAGAAAACUCAGGAAUUCUACAAAUGGAUUCUUGAAAAUGGAGAUCCAAGGACAGACCCGUGGCCCCUGGUUCACUCCCCGCUUCCAGUCACGCUUCUCUUUGCCUUCUACCUCUUUGUCGUGGCACUGGGGCCCUUCUACAUGCGACAGCGGAAACCACUGAAGUUGCGAGGCCUGCUGAUUGUCUACAAUCUAGCCAUGAUGACAUUAUCAAGCUACAUGUUUUAUGAGUUUCUGGUAACUUCAAUCUUGGACAACUACAGCUACCUGUGCCAGCCAGUGGAUUACAGCCGAAGUGAACUAGGAAUGAGGAUGGCAAGAGUGUGUUGGUGGUUCUUCUUCUCCAAAGUCAUCGAGCUGCUUGAUACGGUUUUCUUUAUUCUGCGCAAGAAACAAGAACAGGUGACUUUUCUGCAUGUGUACCAUCACGCCACGAUGCUGUUCAACUGGUGGUCAGGGGUCAAAUAUGUGCCUGGAGGACAAGCCUUCUUUAUUGGGAUGCUAAACUCCUUUGUACACAUCUUCAUGUAUGGCUAUUACGCUCUGGCCAGCCUGGGACCACAGAUGCACCGUUACUUAUGGUGGAAGCGUUACCUGACCAUCAUGCAGCUGUGCCAGUUUGUAGCCAUUGCUGCUCAUUCUUCCUACAACCUCUUCACAGAAUGCCCGUUCCCCGAUGGCUUCAACGUUGCAGUCUUCCUCUACAUUCUCAGCCUCAUUGCUCUCUUCCUGCACUUCUACUAUCGGACCUACACUAGGGGGAAGCAGGAGAAGCUAACUUAAAGGAAAUCAAAGAGGAGAGUGAGCACAGUCUGAUGAACUGCACAUUCGCUGCUGCUUCUAACAUGGUUGCAUGAGGAAAACGUAUUUGGGGAGUGUGUGCCGGGCUCUUGUGUGCAGCCUCAAGGUUGCCUUCAUAUAUCUUGAGUUAGGAAGAAAAAAGGAAUGGCAUAAACUCAAGUACUAAGGCAUUGAGGAGCACACUUCGUUGAAGCUGAUGCAGAACCAGGCAAAGGAGUCAUCGACGUAGCAGCCUUUGUGAAAUUAGCACCAGAAGAUCUCCUUCUUUCCUUCUGUCUGUUAGCUCAGUUUGCAACAUCUAGCACCCAACCGUGACUCCUUGCCUCAUUUCUUAGGCUAUAGAGGGUUUUUUUUGCAUUAUAAGAGUAUCUCAGCUAGAUCAGGCAGGGGUCAGGUGCCUUCAGCCUGAAAGCACUGUCCAGGUAACAAUAGCAGCCAGGAACUCACUGGAACUGCAGGAUCCUGGACGAGGGGACAGAGUGUAUCCUCAGCAAGUUUGCUGAUGAUACCAAACUGGGAGGGGUGGCUGACACCCCGGAGGGCUGUGCUGCCAUCCAGCGAGACUUGGACAGGCUGGAGGGCU